CUGAGUCCCAGGGGAACCAUCGGCCUUUGAGUGGGUCCCAGCGUUUUGAGGCUCGUUUUGAUGCUGGUGAUGAUUGUACCUCUCCUGCAGGACCACGGUGUGAAGGUUCUUGGUGUCAAGAUUUCCUUUACCAUGUACGACCUCCAAGGUAGAUCUUAUUCCGAAACAAAAGGAAGAGAAGAUAGCAAUGGGCUGCAGUUAGAAUCCACCACUCACUGAGGAUCGGUCCUCCACAGAGAUGAUUCCCACUGUCAAGGGUACGCAUCUGCCAUGGGAAAUCUACAGUGUCUGCAGAUGAAGAAACAGUCUUGGAGAGAUCACGUGAUCGCUCAAGACCAUUCAGCUUACAAGAGACAGAUGGGGACUGUUCGGCCACAAUGCGGUGAAAGACCCGUUUUUGAGAGAGGAGCUCAAUAUUCCAGAAUCGUAGGAGGGAUGGAGGCUGAGGUGGGUGAGUUUCCAUGGCAGGUGAGUAUUCAAGCAAGAAAUGAACAUUUCUGUGGUGGCGCCAUCAUCAGCGAGUGGUGGAUUGUCUCGGCGGCUCACUGCUUUCACUCUGAGAUCUCGCCAGCAGAACUGAGAGUCGUGCUGGGAACCAAUAGCUUAAGCGGCCCAUCCCUGGAAAUAAAGGGGGUCACAAGCAUAAUUCUGCACAAGGACUUUCAAAAACUCAACAUGGACAAUGAUAUCUCCUUGCUGCUGUUGGACACGCCCAUCACAUUCAGCGAACUGAAAGAACCCAUCUGCAUGCCCACAGAACCUGGCCUCUCCAGGUGGCACAAAUGCUGGGUGGCAGGAUGGGGGCAGACCCAAACCGGUCUCCAACAGCCUAUGGAAACAGAGCUGCUGAAAGUGCCCAUGACCAUCAUGGAUUGGGAGAAGUGUUUAAAGAAAUUUCCAAGACUUACCAAAAAUAUGCUGUGUGCUGGAUACGAGAAUGAGAGCUACGAUGCUUGCCAGGGUGACAGCGGGGGGCCUCUCGUCUGUACCACAGAAUCUGGCAAGAAGUGGUACCAGGUGGGUAUCAUCAGCUGGGGGAAGAGUUGUGGACAGAAGAACAUUCCAGGGAUCUACACCUUGUUAGAAAACUACCGCUCCUGGAUCAAGAAGGUGACCGAGUUAGAGGGAAGGCCCUUUAGUGCUGAGAACAUGAUAGCCUCUCCCAGACAAAAAUCAAAGAGCUCUCAGGCUUCAGAAUUCCCGGAGCCAGGCAGCCCCACAUUCUGGCUCCCGCUCUGCCUUCUGCCCUACGUGGUGUUUUAAGCUAUUUUUCUACAAAUAAUAAAACAGAUG
Kogia breviceps (pygmy sperm whale) is the source of this 1293-nucleotide messenger RNA. The record is from RefSeq and is a predicted model, not a curated record. Lineage: Eukaryota; Metazoa; Chordata; Mammalia; Artiodactyla; Physeteridae.